AUGAAGUCUCCAAUUACUUUGUUUGUUUAUACUUUUGUUGUCUUGUCGUUUGCAUGGGCAGCUUCUGCUCACAACCAUGAAGAUUUUCUCCAUUGUCUUUCUCUUCAUUCCCCAAAUAGCUCUUCAAUUUCAAAGACUAUAUACACUCCCAAUGAUUCUUCAUACUCUUCGGUUUUGAACUUCUCAAUCCACAAUCUUCGAUUUGCAACUCCUCGAACCCCGAAGCCUCAGGUCAUCGUCACACCAUUACAAGUUACCGAAAUCAAAGCAUCCAUCAUUUGUGCCAAAACUACCGGGUUUCAAAUUAGAACACGAAGUGGUGGCCAUGACUACGAGGGUCUUUCUUAUGUAUCCGAUGUCCCAUUCAUCGUCGUCGAUUUAAUAAACUUACGUUCAAUUAACGUCGACGCAAAAAAUAACGUUGCAUGGGUGCAAUCAGGAGCUACAAUUGGCGAACUCUAUUAUAGAAUCGCCGAGAAAAGCAAAACCCUAGGGUUCCCAGCCGGGGUCUGUCCAACUGUUGGCGUCGGUGGACACUUUAGUGGCGGUGGCUAUGGCUUGAUGCUACGAAAAUUCGGCCUUGCCGUUGAUAACGUGAUCGACGCGUACUUCAUCGACGUGAAUGGCAACCUCCACGAUCGAAAAUCAAUGGGGGAAGAUGUUUUUUGGGCUCUUAGAGGAGGUGGAGGAGCAAGCUUUGGAAUUGUUGUUGCAUGGAAAAUAAAGCUCCUCCAAGUUCCACCAAUUGUGACUGUUUUCACAGUUACAAGAAACUUGGAACAAAACGCCACAAACCUAAUCCACCGGUGGCAAUACAUUGCUAGCAAACAAGACGACAGACUUUUCAUUAGAAUCAUAAUAAGAGGUGUAAAUUCAACAAAUCCACAACAUGGAAGUCAAAGAACAUUGGAAGCUGCUUUCAACUCCAUGUUCCUAGGAAAAUCCGAAGAGCUUCUUCCAAUAAUGCAAAACACUUUCCCUGAAUUAGGGUUAACAAAAGAAGAUUGCAUUGAAAUGAGUUGGAUUGAAUCAAUUCUCUAUUUUGCUGGCUUCCCAAGUGGGCAACCAUUAAAUGUUCUUCUUGAUAGAACACCAUUAUUCCCCAAAAGAUUCUUCAAAGCCAAAUCCGAUUAUGUAAACGAGCCAAUCCCAAAAGCUGCCCUUGAGGGCACAUGGGAAUUGUUCAAGGAAGAAGAAGCUGAAGCUGCUGAGAUGAUCUUGAGCCCUUAUGGUGGAAUAAUGGACGAAAUUUCAGAGUCAGAGACUCCAUUUCCACAUAGAGCUGGAAAUCUUUACAAGAUUCAACAUUUGGUGUAUUGGGAAGAAGAAGGUGAGGAUAUUGCUGAAAGGCAUAUUAAUUGGAUUAGAAAGCUAUAUAGCUAUGUGGGUCCUUAUGUUUCGAAGAAUCCAAGAGCUGCGUAUAUCAAUUAUAGAGAUUUGGACAUUGGGAUGAACAAUAAGAAGGGAAAGACGAGCUAUGAGGAAGCAAGUGUAUGGGGAGUUAAAUACUUCAAGGGUAAUUUUAAGAGGUUGGUGAGUAUCAAAACUAAGGUUGAUCCUUCUAAUUUCUUCAUGAAUGAGCAAAGUAUUCCUUCUAUUUUGCCUUCGUGGAAGAAGAGGGGUCAUUAGAUGUUUGGAAAUAUGAUUGUUUGUUGAAGAAAACCCGGUUGAUUUAAUGUAUAUGAGAGAAUAAAGGGGUUUUCUAAUUUGAAUUAUACGUCUAUUUGUA
Messenger RNA from Cucurbita pepo subsp. pepo (vegetable marrow), 1729 nucleotides. RefSeq names its product tetrahydroberberine oxidase-like. The record is from RefSeq and is a predicted model, not a curated record. NCBI's taxonomy places the organism in Eukaryota, Viridiplantae, Streptophyta, Magnoliopsida, Cucurbitales, Cucurbitaceae. Gene Ontology annotation, molecular function: oxidoreductase activity; FAD binding.